This is a messenger RNA of Schistosoma mattheei, 5978 nucleotides long. The record is from the annotation of a GenBank genome assembly. Lineage: Eukaryota; Metazoa; Platyhelminthes; Trematoda; Strigeidida; Schistosomatidae.
UAUGAAUUGUAUGGAAAUUGAGAGAAAUCAGCACAUCCACACACACACACACAUACACACUUGUGUAUACAAAGAUGAUUUUCAUUGUGUACAUUUAUAUAUUCAUGUAUAUUUAAUAUUGACAACAUCUAUUUACAUAUAUACUAAUGGUAUUCUACAUGGUGUAAUAAAGAAAGGUACUAUCAUUAAUUAUCCAGAUAUGCCUAUAAACGAAUGACUAUAAAUAUAGAUGUACAUCUAAUGUUCUUCUUAUUUUUCAACUAUUUCAUAUAUACAGAAUAAACAAACUAACAAUGUAAUUCACGUGUUUUCAUGAUAAUCUAUUGAACUUACUAAUUAGAUUGUCAUGUUACUUCAUAAUUGAAACACAAGACUAUUGUCAUCAUCAUCAUCAUCGUCAUCAUCACUAUGAUCGUCAUCAUGAUGAUGAUCAUCAUCAUUGGAAAUCAUUUGUUUCACAUAUAUUUUUCAUCUAGUAUUGACUGGAUACUUCACUUUCAACCACACAUACACACACAGAGAGAGAGAGAGAGUCGCACACACAUACACACAGAUACAGAUUGGCGCACAUGUACACAUAAUAGAUCAUUUAAAGAAGCUUUCUAUAUAUCAUUCAUUCAUUCAACCAUUUAUCCAUUGAUUCACUUCAUUCACUUUAUUUCCAUCAGAAUGAAAUGGAAUCUUUUUCAUAAGAAAUAUUAUACUACUGAUAAACUGAAUUCAUCCACUACACGUACAAUCUAUGCUCAUCAUUAUAAGAAUUUAAAUGGUGAAUUAUAUCAUCAUAAUUAUUGUAAUAAUCAUAUACAUUCAACACAUUAUAAAUGGUAUAAUUUUUUUUAUAAAAAUUUUUAUGAACAAUUUCAUAAUAUAGCAAAUAUUUAUUUUUUAUUGAUUAUUAUUACUUAUUUUUUUGUGGAUGAUGGUGGGAAUGCCUCAGUAACUAUUAUCCCAUUAAUUGUUAUCAUAUUGAUUACAAUGAUUAAAGAUGGUUUAGAUGAUUUAUUACGUUAUCAUUUUGAUCAACAAUUAAAUUCUAUUGAAUAUCAUGUAUUAACAAUUGAUUUUCAUCGAAAAUCAAUAAAUUGGAUUUUGAAAAAAUCCUCCUUAUUAUUAGUUGGUGAUGUAAUUUAUUGUCAAAAUAAUCAAUCAUUUCCAUGUGAUUUAUUAUUAUUAUAUUCAUCUAAUAAUAAUGGACAAGUUAAUAUUACUACAAUGAAUUUAGAUGGUGAAACAACAAUUAAACAAUAUUAUUCAUUAAUUGAAUAUCAAUCAAUUUAUUCACAAUAUUCAAAUAAUCAUUUAAUUCAAACAAAUUUGAAACAAUUCAAUUUUCAAUUUAUCAUUGAACAAUUAUAUUUACAUGUAAUAUGUCAACAACCCAAUGAGAAUUUAAUGACCUUUCAAGGUCAUUAUGAAACUGCUCAACAUUUAAAUCAUCAUCAUCAUGAUGGGGAUGAAGGUGAUAAUGGAACAUAUUUACCAUUAAAUAGAAAAAAUUUAGUAUUACGUGGAUCUAAAUUAAUAUCUACAGAUUAUAUAAUUGGUUUAGUUAUUUAUACUGGUAAAGAUACAAAAUUAUCAUUAAAUAGUAAAAAUUCACAAAGAAAAUAUAGUACACGUGAAAGAUUAUCUAAUAUAAUUUUAUUAAUGUUUAUGGUUGCCAUGGUAACUAUCACAUUCAUUGUUACUAUCAUAUCAACUUUAUGGAUAAAACAAAAUAUUAAUAAAAUAUGGUAUAUUACAUUUGAAUUAUUAACAAUAUGGCAAUUUAUUCGUAGUAUAUUUCGUUAUUUAUUUAUUAUUAAUUAUUUAAUACCAAUAUCUAUUAUAGUUACUAUAGAAUUUCAACAAUUACUAUUUGCUUAUUUUAUAUCGAAUGAUAUUACUAUGUAUAAUUCAAUAGAGAAUAUUAAAAGUUAUGCAAAUACAUCACAAUUAUCCGAUGAAUUAGGUCAAAUUGAAUUUUUAUUUUGUGAUAAAACUGGAACAUUAACACAAAAUUUAAUGAGAUUAAAAUCAUUUUGUUUAUUAUCUAAUGAACAAUUAUAUCAAUUUUAUAAUGAUCAGGAUCAGGAUCGAGAUCAGGAUCAGGAUGAUGAUCAUGAUAAUACUACUGAAUUAACUACUUAUAAUGUAUUGAAUUCAUCUUUGAAAUUAUCAGAUAGAAAUGAACAUUUUCGUGAAUUUUUAACUAUCAUAUCAUUAUGUCAUACUGUUGAAUUAAAAAAUCAUACUCAAAUGAUUAGUAAUAAUAAUAAUGAUAAUAAUAAUGUACAAGAAUCAUCAAUGAAUACUGAUGAACCAUCUAGAUUUUAUGAAUAUGAAGCAACAUCACCUGAUGAGAAAGCAUUAGUUGAAGGUGCUUCAAAACUUGGUGUUGUAUUUUCAGGCAAAGAACCUGAUUUCAAUGAGACUGGUUCAUAUAAAUUAUAUAUUGAUUAUUGGUCAUAUUCAUCAACAACAAUAAAAGAGUCAAAUAAUGAAAAGUUUAUUGAUCGUCAAUGUUAUAUUGUUGAUGCUGUAUUGGAAUUUGAUCCAACACGUAAACGUAUGAGUGUCAUGGUACGUUAUCCUGAUGGAACAUAUUAUGUAUUGAGUAAAGGAGCAGAAACUGCAAUUUUAGACCCUGAGAGAUGCAGUACUACAUCUGGUUAUCUACGUUCACGUGCUAUUCAUUAUGUUAAUGAAUAUGCAAUUCAUGGUUUACGUACACUUGUAUUUGCUAAACGUAUAUUACAUAAAUCUAUUUAUAUGAAAUUAUUAGAACAGUUCAAAUAUGCCUCUAGUCUAUGCGAUAAUGAACGUAUUCAUGCAUUAAAACAAUGUUAUAAUGAAAUUGAAUAUGAUAUGAUACCAAUAUGUGUUACUGAAGCUGGAAUACAAAUAUGGAUAUUAACUGGUGAUAAAGCUGAAACAGCAAUUACAGUAAGUCAAUCUAUUGGACAUUUUACAUCGAAUAUGUCAUUAAUAAGAAUAAUGAAUUGUCAAACAUUACAAUCAACAGCAUAUAAAAUUUAUGAACAAUUAGAUGCAUUAUAUUCCUAUCAUAAUUAUCAUAAACAAAAACCUAAUCAUCAUUCUGUAUUAACAAUGUCAAGAAUUAAAAGAAUAAAUUAUAAUAGAAAUUCAUUCCAUACAUCAUCAUCAUCAUCAUCAUCCAUUCCAAGACCAUCUUCAUGUAUGGAUGGACCAUACAAUAAUAAUAACGAUGUUUAUUAUUAUGAUUCAAAUGAAGUCAUCUUCAAUAAGAAAGGUUGUAUAAUUAGUCAAUAUAUAAGACGAAAGCAUAAAAAGCAUCCUGGUAUGGCAAAUGAAUCAAUUGGUCUUGUUAUUGAUGGUAAAAGUUUACAAUAUGCAUUACAUACCUCAGUACGUGAUGCAUUUCUAGAAUUAUGCAUGAAUGUUACAACAGUGUUAUGUUGUCGUAUGACACCACUACAAAAAGCAUCUAUUGUUAAAUUAGUUCAAAUUGGUUUGGCGAAACAUACACGUUAUGGUAUGAAACCAGUUAUAGCUGCAGUUGGUGAUGGUGGUAAUGAUGUAGCUAUGAUUUUACAAGCUAAUAUUGGUGUUGGAGUCUAUGGAAAAGAAGGUCGUGAAGCAGUUAGAGCCGCGGAUUAUUCAGUGACACAGUUCAGGUUGUUGUCAAUGGUAUCCGGUCAACAGACAUUGUGCAUCUUGCAUAGACAAUUGUUUAUAAGUACAAGUACAUUUUGAUGAUGGUUAUGGUAGUAUGUUUCCAAGUUUCAGCUCUGAACAUUGUAUCGACAUAAGUUACAAACUAUAGAUGAAGAUUUUUACAUGAAUCAAAUUGUUUAUUUUUGUACAAUUGUGGUGUGCUACUGAUGUUGAUAGAUAUAAGUAGUAUGUAUCAUCAGUCGAAAGUGAAAUAUCUGGAGGCAGAAGGUUAAUAAGAUUGGAGAAAAGAGAAUGAUUGGUUUGGAAACGAAAGAACAAUAAAGUCUGAGACGAUUGACUAACGUUAUUCAAAUGAAGUAUUUACUGUAUGGUUCUCAGAUUUUACUAAGAGACUACAUUCUGUGAGAUAAUUUGGAGAUAUCUUUGAAAAGUGUCGGAGGUAUAAUUAACUUAAGUUGAUUUAAGGAAAUAUGGCACUUGAUAUUGAACACUAGAAAAUUCAAUUUGAUCCACGAUAUUGUGCGACCAUCUACCAUUGUCUUCAAUGAAUAAUUGCCUCACAACAGACAUGGUUGAACUCUACUGGAUCGAUUGAAAUUAGACAUUAACACUUUUAGAUACCGGUUCAGCGGUCUAGAGGUUAAGCGUUCGCGCCCGAGAUCGAAGGUCCUGGGCUCGAGUACCGUGUGCAAGAUCGUGGAAGCACACUACUGAGUCCCAUGCUAGAAUAAACGUCCGUCUAGUGCUUUCAGGUCUUCAAUGGUGGUCUAAUUUUGAUUGGUUUAUAAUGUCAACGAAAUUCAACAGUCUCUACAACCUCAAACUGAAAAUGCAUUAUCAUUUUUACGAGAAUUUUCAAGCUGCUAUGCACUCGGAAUAUGAAAUCACACUCUGCACAAGUGAGAGAGCAAACUAAAUAAUGCAAAAUUAACUAACAAUAAUUUAAGUGAUAAAUCUUUCAACUGAACGCUUAAGUCGUUUCCUUAAUCUCUUCUAAUAACCCCAGACUGAAUCUACAUGACAACUUGAACGCGAAGGAGAAAACGCAAAAUGUGAAAGGAACACUUUACUCUAGCGUUAGUUUGUUUAUAGAAAAUCGAGAGUAUUUAUAGCAUUUAAGAUGGUCUCGAAAUUCUGGAAGAUUCUGAAACCCUACUGAACAUAAUAGUAGGAUAUGUAGUCAUCCAGUCGAAAAUGUGGCACAUGAUCUCACUUCCUAGAUGUUUCUGAGAAACGUCUAUUCAAUACCGAUCAGAUAUAGGACCCCUCUGUGCUUUUUUUUCGAGGAAUAAUUCGGAUCUUCCGAACAUGAGGAAUACGAGAUCGUAUUACAAUAGUUUAUAGAUCCAUUGAAAGCUUACAAUAUGAAGAAUCUGGCAGUAAAAUUAUCUCAUUGUUAUACAAUAAAAGUAUAAAUAAUAACAAAACACUUUAAAUUAGUAUCAAGAGUUAAACUUUAUUCGAUAGUUCCCCCUCCCAACAAAAACGAUCUCGAUCUUCAGAAUAAAUUAUUGCAACUGGAACUUGACUGGAACACUGAAAAAGCUUGUAUAUUAUUUAUAAGAUUAUUGAGACCAUUUAGAAUAGGCGUAGAGCAUUAAUCAAAUAAAAUCACUUCUGUAAAUCUUAUGUAAAACUCCAUCUGGAGCCUUUCUACGGUUAUUGUAAGUCUCAUGCCACAGGAAGUGACCUUGCUAAAAAGAUGCUAAGAUGAAAAAAUAUUUAUUUUCACUUUUUAAAUUCUGCUCUGCGAUUUCAAGGAUCAUUAUCUAGAAGAAUAAUGAUGCUUUGUGGUGAAAGCUCAGAUUCGUUCUAUUUAAGACUCGUCAGCUGAAUGUAUCUGUAUCUCAGAAUUGUUGAUGUUCAAUCUAGGACUCGAACGCAAUACCUUUCGCUUCAACUGCCAUAGCAUUAUCUACUUAGCUACUGAGUUUUAAUAGCCACUUGCUUGUACAAUGGGAUGAAGUUUAAAAUCAUUUAGUAUUGUUUACUUGAACCUUCCCAUUGGUGUUUAACACUGUAAUUAAUUAGUCUCUUAUCGGUAUAUGUGUAUAUUGUGUGUAUUGCCUCAAUAGUGCUUUAAUUCACAAGCAUUAUAAUCAAAGGUGGAUAGUGGUUAACGGUGGAAUCCAGUUUGACGCGGGUUUCGUCCUAUUUAAGACUCGUCACGUAAAUGUACCUGUCAUAUAUCAGAGUUGAUGUUCACUCUGGGACUCGAACUGAGUAUCGUUCACUUCAAACAUCAUUGCAUUAUCCAUCUAUAGCUACUACUUCCUUAUAGUCACCUGCUUGUACAAUGAGAUGAAGUUUAACUUAUAUCUUCUUCUUAUUGUUUA